AUGGCGCUGCCGCCUCCCGGCUCCUCCGCGUCAGCGUCGCCCAGCUCGUGCGACAAGGCCAGCUACUGCCUGCAGCAAGCACAGGCAGCGAAGGCGGCUGGUAACGCCGCACUGCAGGCCGGCAAUCCACGCGGUGCCUCCUUCGAGUACAAGAAGGUGUACCUCUACCUCGCCGAGUACCUGCCAUCAGAUGUGGCUCAGUCAGCUUCCCCUGUUGCUCUGGGAUACGGCAAUGGCGGUGCCAGCGACGCUGGUAGCAACAGUGGGCUCGUGCAGAUGUUGCAGCAACAACAACGCCGCAAGCAACCGAAGAAUGUGGCGGGGGGAGCGGUGACUGGCAGGGAAUCGUCAGCGUCGCCAUCAAUGGCGGAGGAGGCAGCGCUGCUCAAACUCCAGGAGGAGAUGACACAGCUGUACGCCACGACCCUCAACAAUCUCGCGCUGGCCCACAUGAAACUGGGGCGUUACCGAGAGGGGGUGAAGUGCGCGACGGCCGUGCUGGAGCAACCAGCGCUGCGAGCCGCCCUCGAUGCCGGCGCGGAACAGUGCACCCCCGCUCGGUUCAGCGACACCCCGGCUGGCAAGGCGCUGCUGCGUCGCGCCGCCUGCUACGUCAAGCUCUCCAACUGGGCUCUGGCCGAGGCAGAUGUUUGCACGCUGAGAAGAGCAGCAGCAGGAGCCGCUGCUGCCAGCGGUGGCGAUGCCCUCGAUGCGGCGGUGGUGCAGUUGGCGCAAGCGGUGGAGCAAGGCCGUAAGGCAGAGGCCGCCAAGGAGAAGAAAAUGAUGCAGCUUAUGUUUGCGUAG
This is a messenger RNA of Leishmania mexicana MHOM/GT/2001/U1103, 804 nucleotides long. RefSeq lists its product as hypothetical. Gene Ontology annotation, molecular function: protein binding. The record is from RefSeq and is a predicted model, not a curated record. The transcript has a single exon. Bases 1 to 804 code for a protein of 267 amino acids. Lineage: Eukaryota; Euglenozoa; Kinetoplastea; Trypanosomatida; Trypanosomatidae.